AUGUUUGUUCUGCUUGCUUUUCUUUUGCCUUUCAUUGGAGCUGCAGAGGUACAGGCUGAUGUCUCUAAUGCUGUUCCUGGAACAACAUACAACAUCACAGUUUCUACAGUUUCUUCUUCAGUAUACAGCUCACCUGCAAGUAGAACAGUGACAACAAAUGUGACAAAUCCUGGACCCCCCAUGUUCCUAGCAGGUGAAAGAGUUGGCUCUGCUGGGAUUCUGCUAUCAUGGAAUGCACCCCUGCAUCCAAAUGGAAGAAUUCUCUCCUAUAUCGUUAAAUACAAGGAAGUCUGCCCAUGGAUGCAAGCAGCUUAUACCCAGGUGGCAACAAAGCCAGACAGUUUGGAAGUCCUUCUUACCAGUCUUAACCCUGGAACAACUUAUGAAAUUAUGGUUGCUGCUGAGAACAGUGCUGGUGUUGGAGUGUUCAGUGAUCCUUUUCUUUUUCAGACUGCAGAAAGUGCUCCAGGUAAAGUAGUGGAUCUCACAGUUGAAGCCUUAAAUUAUUCAGCUGUAAAUCUGACCUGGUUCCUUCCUCGGCAACCAAAUGGAAAGAUAACAAGCUUCAAGAUUGGUGUGAAACAUGCAAGAAGUGGAAUUGUAGUGAAAGAUGUCUUGGUGAAAGUAGAGGAUCUUCUGUCUGGGAGGUUACCAGAGUGUAAUGAUAAGAGUGAAUCAUUUCUGUGGAGCACUACCACUCCUUCAACAACUUUUGGCAAGUCCACGAUUCCUUCACAGGCUGCAAUUCCACCGACCACAGAGGCAUCAAGUCAAAUGAGCUCUGUAUGGAAUCAACCAAUUAGUUUUGUCAUAACUCACCUGAGGCCAUAUACCACCUAUCUUUUUGAGGUCUCUGCAGUUGCUACUGAAGCAGGCUACAUUGACAGUGCGAUCGUCCGAACACCAGAGUCUGUUCCAGAAGGUCCACCGCAAAAUUUUGCCACAAGCAACAUUACAGCAAAGUCUUUCUUAGCGAUGUGGGAGCCACCAGCCAUAGUGACAGGAAAGUUUAGUUACAGAGUUGAGCUGUAUGGACCAUCUGGUCACAUGCUGGAAAACAGUACAAAGGAUCCUAAGUUUGUGUUUAGCAGCCUGAUGCCUUUUACAGGGUAUCAGGUGUAUGUCAGUGCUGAGACAAGUGCUGGAGUUGGGCCAAAGACUAACCUGACAGUUUUCACUCCUCCAGAUGUGCCAGGUGCUGUAUCAGAUCUACAUCUAGCAGAAGUGGAAGACACACGUAUAAAAAUCGCAUGGAGAAAGCCACAGCAACCUAAUGGAAUAAUUACCCAGUACAGAGUUAAAGUGCUUGUGCAGGAAACAGAAGUGACUCUGGAAAACACAAUUCUUCGGGGGAAAAGAAAGGAUCAGAUUGAUUCCAUGGAACCAUACAUGAUAAACGAAAACAUCAAACCUUCUCCCAUCUGGAAUUCAGUGGAAACAGCCAGUGAAUUAUAUGAGGGUUCAGCUGAAAUGUUUCCCAGCCUUCAGACAACUUUCCCAGUAGUAUUUACAAGUGUAACUGCUGAGAAUUUGCCUGCUGUAAGUGGAGGUGCAAAAAUGCAUUCUGCUUUGGAAACUCAGUACACAAUUGACAUUUCAGCUGAAGAAGUGUCUUAUGUUAUAAACGGCCUCGCACCUUUCACAGACUACACAAUCAGUGUGUCGGCUUUCACUGCUGUUGGAGAAGGACUACCAUCAGUUCUUACAGUCAAGACACUUGAACAAGUCCCCAGCUCAGUACAGAAUAUAUCUUACAAGAACGUUAGUUCCUCCUCUGUUUUGCUGUAUUGGGACCCUCCAGCAAAUCCCAAUGGGAGAAUCAUUCACUACACUGUUUAUGCAAUGGAACUGGGUACAGAAAGAACAUUCCACACAACAACUUCAAAUACCAGCUUACUGAUGACAGGUUUAAAAAAAUACACAACUUACAAGAUGAGAGUGGCAGCCUCUACCAUAAUUGGAGAAAGUGCUUUGUCUGAAGAGAAUGAUGUUUUCAUAACGACCCCUGAAGAUGAACCAGACUCCCCACCUCAAAACUUAGAAUUAAUAAAUGUAACUGCAACAGAAAUAAAUCUAAGGUGGCUGCCUCCUGAGCAACCUAAUGGCCUCAUAACUCACUAUGAAGUUCUCUACAGUGAUUCAGAUGAUUUGUUUAUUAAAAAUGCCUCAUCUACAAGCAUAUCACUAAGGGAAGUGAAGCCAUAUACUCUCUACAACAUCUCUGUAAGAGCAUUCACCAGACUUGGCCAUGGCAAUCAGUCAUCUUCCCCACUUCUGGUGAGGACUUUGGAAACUGUUCCUGAUUCUGCCCCAGAAAACAUAACCUACAGGAACAUCUCAUCUGUGGAAAUUGAAUUGUCAUUUUUCCCACCACCCAUUCCCAAUGGAAUCAUACAGACAUACACAAUAUAUCUCAAGAGGACUAACAGAACUGAGCAAAGAGUCAUGAACACUACUCUUCUGACAGUGCGCAUUACAGAUUUAAAGAAGUACACCGCAUAUACGGCAGAAGUGUCUGCUAGUACUGCAGUGGGGGAGGGCCUCUGCAGCUCACCUCUGCAUAUCCUGACUGAUGAAGAUGUUCCCAGUUCUCCUCCAGAGUCCCUCUCCGUAAAACAGUUGUUGGGUGUCACUGUGAAGUUGUCAUGGAAACCUCCGCUGGAGCCAAAUGGAAUUAUCCUCUAUUACACAGUUUACAUCUGGAAUAAAAUGUCCAACAGGAGUAUUAAUGUCACAGAAACCUCGCUGCAGUUCACAGACCUGGAGUAUGACUCCGAGUACAGUGCUUACCUAACAGCGAGCACACGGUUUGGAGAUGGCAACAUAAGAAGUGAUACUGUCACGUUCAGAACUUCUGAGGGAGCACCAAGUGAUCCACCAAAAGAUUUUGUGUACAGAAACCUUACUUCCACAUCAAUAAUGCUCUUCUGGACUCCUCCUCAAAAGCCCAAUGGAAAUAUUCUGUACUACUCAGUUUAUUACAAAAACAGUUCAGGACUAUUCAUACAGAAUUUUACAAGUUAUGGUAACAGCAGCAAUGUCAGUGUGUCUCACUCUGCAGUUCUGGAUGACUUGGCUAAGUACAGCCAUUACACCCUAUGGCUAACUGCAAGCACAGCCUUUGGAGAUGGAAACAAAACCAGUGACCUAAUGGAUGUGUAUACAGAUCAGGAUAUUCCAGAUGGUUGUGUUGAAAAUUUGGUCUAUCAAAACAUUUCCUCAUCUUCUGUAAAUGUAAGCUGGCUUCCACCAUCCCAACCAAAUGGCUUAGUCUUCUUUCAUGUUUCUCUAAGUUUACUGCAACUGGGAACCAAUAAAAUCAAGUCUUUCCUUACCUACAACACGAGCAUCAUUCUUGACCAUCUGGAGAAGUACACUGACUAUAUCCUGAGAGUCACACCAGCCACUGAGAAGGGAUCUUCUGAGCUGCAUACUCGAAGUCUGCAUAUAAGAACAGAUGAAGAUGUCCCAGAAUCAGCACCUAUAAUCAGAACAUUUUCAAAUCUCUCAACUACCUCAGUUAUGCUCUCAUGGGACCCUCCUGCUAAGCCAUGUGGCAUUAUAAUAAGUUAUGAGUUAAAUUUAUUUGAGCCAAAAAGCAACAGCUCAUUCUCUACCACCAAUAAUUUUAUCAUCUUGGAAGACCUUCUGCCAUUCACAUUGCACAGCAUUUAUGCAGCUGCAAGAACAAUAAAAGGACUUGGGCCCUCUGCCAUGCUUCAGUUCUACACAGAUGAGUCAGUGCCAUUAGCUCCCCCGCAGAAUCUGACCAUUACCAACUACACUGCAGAUUCUGUGUGGUUAAAAUGGGAUCCAAGUCCCCAGCCAAACGGUGUGAUUAUGAGAUACAGUAUUAAGGUCUAUCAGAACAACACUGAAAAACUCUUUUAUCAGAACGUUUCAGGUUCAAGCCACGAGGCAAAUCUUGUUGGGUUAGAACCCUUCAGCCCCUAUUUCAUCAGCGUCUCCGCGUUUACCAAGCUUGGAAAUGGCAAUCAGUUCAGUAACCCUGUCCAGUUCACAACCAUGGAAUCAGUACCAGAAGCUGUCCAGAACGUUCAUUGUAUUGCAACAAGUUGGCAAUCCAUCCUAGUGCAGUGGGACCCUCCUGCUUCAUCCAACGGUGUCAUUACUCAUUACAUCACAACAAUUGAAGGAAAUGCUACGUUUCUCCCCUCAUAUGAUACAGUGCAGACUUUCAGAAAUCUCUUUUCCAACAUGACUUACCAGUUUAAAGUGAAAGCUGCAACCUCUGCUGGUGAUGGUGAAGAACAGAUAUGCAAUGCCAGCACGCUUCCAGAAAAAGUUCCUACUGCUCCCAGGGACAUUGUUUUUUCCAAUGUGCAAUCAACAAGUGUGACCUUGAACUGGAAGGCACCAAAAUCGAUCUUCGGAUACUUUCGAAACUACAAGAUUACCACGCAGCUAAUGUCCCCCCACUGCAGUGGCUGGGAAGUAAAGGAGUGCAUUGAAUAUGAGAUGCAUCAAUAUUUGUAUGAAAAUGUGGUGGAUGGCUGGAUAGAAGAGACAGUGCAUGGGCUGAAAAAAUACAGGUGGUACAGAUUUGCAGUUGCUGCCAGCACGAGCGUUGGCUACGGCAGUUCUUCACCUUGGAUUUCAACGCAAACACUUCCUGGCUCUCCAGAUGGUCCUCCAGAAAAUGUGAUUGUUUUGGCUACAUCUCCUCACAGUAUAAAUAUCAGCUGGAGUGAACCUGUCAUCAUUACUGGCCCGACAUGCUACCUCGUGGACAUUGCCUCAGUCGAUAAUGACAAUUAUAAAGCUCAAUUUCUGAAGACAAACGAUGAGAGCAAAGUCUUACAAGUUUCUGAGUUGAAGGCAUUUACCAGGUAUUCUGUAGUGAUCACUGCCUUUACAGGAGAUGUCAAUGCUGCACUCCUUGAAGGCAAGGCCAGUUCUCCAGUAAUUGUCUCCACUUUUGAAGCAGUGCCUGAGGACCCACCUAACAACAUAACUUUUCAGAAGAUACCAGAUGAAGUGACAAAGUUCCAAGUGACAUUUGUGCCACCCUCUGAAGCAAAUGGGAACAUUCAUGUGUACCAGGCUAUGGUUUACAGCGAAGAUGACCCUGCUGCCAUCCAGAUCCACAACCUCAGUGUUAUUGACAGAACGGAGCAGUCUGUCACUGCCAUGAUAGAAGGACUCAAAGGAGGAAAUACCUAUAAUGUCAGUGUGUAUGCAAUUAAUGGUGCAGGUGCAGGACCAAAAAUUCAGUUGAAAAUAACCAUGGAUAUCAAAGAACCACCACGGCCCAAAAAGAAACCAGCACCAGUAUAUGAUCCCAGUGGGGCACUGCUCGUCACAGCUACCACAAUUACAAUCAGAAUGCCAGUAUGUUAUUACAGUGAUGAUCAUGGCCCUAUCAAGAAGAUACAAGUUCUUGUUGUGGAAGCUGGAGCUCAACAUGAUGGGAACGUUACUAAGUGGUAUGAUGCCUACUUCAACAGACCAAGGCCAUAUUUCACAAAUGAAGGCUUUCCAAACCCACCAUGUAUGGAAGGAAAAGAAGAUCUGAGUGACAAAGAUGAGAUCUAUGUCAUAGGUGCUGAUACUACCUGUAUGAUACCAGGCAGUCAAGACAAAAUAUGUAAUGGCCCACUAAAGCCAAGGAAGCAGUACCUAUUUAAGUUCAGAGCAACGAACGUUAAAGGGCAGUUUACAGAUUCUGACUAUUCUGAUCCUGUCAAAACAUUAGGUGAAGAACCUCCAGGAAGAUCAGUAGAAGUUAUCCUUGCCGUUGCUUUGUGCAUGCUUUCAGUUGUUCUUUUGGUAGCAGCAGUAUAUGCUUUUGCCAGAAUUCGUCAAAAGCAGAAGGAGGGAGGCACAUACUCCCCACGAGAUGCUGAAAUUGUUGACACUAAGUUCAAACUGGAUCAGUUGAUCACAGUGGCAGACCUGGAGCUGAAGGAUGAGAGAUUUACACGGUUACUUAGUUAUAGAAAAUCCAUCAAGCCAGUAAGCAAGAAAUCCUUCCUACAACAUGUCGAAGAGCUUUGCACAAACAACAACCUAAAGUUUCAGGAGGAAUUUUCGGAACUUCCCAAGUUUCUUGAAGACCUUGCUUCAACUGAUGCUGAUCUGCCCUGGAACAAGUCUAAGAACCGUUUCCCAAACAUCAAGCCAUAUAACAACAACAGGGUGAAGCUGAUGCCUGAUGCUGGUAUUCCUGGGUCUGACUACAUCAAUGCCAGUUACGUGUCUGGUUAUCUAUGUCCAAAUGAGUUCAUUGCAACUCAGGGUCCAUUACCAGGAACAGUGGGUGAUUUCUGGAGAAUGGUGUGGGAGACAAGAGCAAAAACACUUGUGAUGCUCACACAGUGUUUUGAAAAAGGAAGGAUAAGAUGUCAUCAGUACUGGCCAGAAGAUAACAAACCAGUGACUGUGUUUGGGGAUAUAGUGAUUACCAAGUUGAUGGAAGAGAUUCAAAUAGACUGGACCAUCAGAGAUUUAAAAAUUGAAAGGCAUGGAGACUGCAUGAUGGUGAGGCAGUGUAACUUCACCUCGUGGCCAGAACACGGAGUGCCUGAAACUACUGCUCCAAUUAUCCAUUUUGUGAAGCUCAUCCGUGCCAGCCGAGCGCAUGAUAGUACACCCAUGGUGGUGCACUGCAGCGCUGGUGUCGGAAGAACAGGUGUUUAUAUCGCGCUCGACCACUUAACCCAACACGUGAAUGACCAUGAUUUUGUGGACAUCUAUGGACUUGUAGCUGAGCUAAGAAGUGAAAGGAUGUGUAUGGUACAGAAUCUGGCACAGUAUAUAUUUCUGCAUCAGUGUGUGUUGGAUCUAUUGACAAGCAAGGGAAGCAGUCAGCCCGUGUGCUUUGUGAAUUAUUCAGCACUGCAAAAGAUGGACUCUCUGGAUGCCAUGGAAGGUGAUGUGGAACUUGAAUGGGAAGAAACUACUAUGUAAAUAAAUAGCACAGACAAUGAGAUUUUGAAAAUCAAAGACAUAUUUUUUCUAAGCACAGGGGCCAAAGUGAAUUCCCCUAUUUUGGUGAUUAAAACACAGACAACUGAAAGAUCUUUUCUUCUAUCACUGUGUCUUCUCUUGGCCAUAUUGAUCACUUAACAGUAAUGAUUGCAUCUUUUCUUCUAUCACUGUGUCUUCUCUUGGCCAUAUUGAUCACUUAACAGUAAUGAUUGCAUCUUUUCUUCUAUCACUGUGUCUUCUCUUGGCCAUAUUGAUCACUUAACAGUAAUGAUUGCAUCUUUUCUUCUAUCACUGUGUCUUGGCACUAUUGAUCACUUAGCAGUAACGAUUAGGAGGACUUUUGCACCGACCACGCUUCUGGUGUUACAUAAACACUGCAUUUGGUAUGUCUUUAAGUACAAAGUGUGUUUGGACAUAUUCCCUUUGCCCAGUUACCUUUGUAAAAGAAGAACAAAAAUGAGCCAAAGAUGUAAAAAAAACACAUUCCCAUUGAACUUGUGUUGGAGUGACUUUGCUGUGGGCUUUGUGGUUUGGUUUUAAGUAAAAGCUACAGUUCCUUGAAUCAUUCUUGCUAGAUUGGUUUCGAUGUUGUCAGCCUCUGCAGAUGAAUUCCUGUACCAUCACGGUGACCUUUACCUAACUGCAUGUUCUUGUGUUUGGAAUCUCUUUUUUUUUAACGAGUGGCAGCACAUCAGCUCAUGAUCCUGAACAGCUGAAGAGUCACCUUCUGACACGGGGAGGAUUAUUCAGCUCUUGCACAGCACACAGUAGCUCUUUAGGGAUACUUGGGGCUAUUUAAGCUCUUUUAUAAUCAGGUGGUUGCUUUUUUUACAUGCACAAUGGUGAUUGCACAUGUUCAGUGCUGAAGAAAGUGGUUUACAUUCCUGCUCCUUUUCAAGCAGAUAAACUGAAGUGACACUAUAAAUUUGUUAUGCAUUACAGUGCAUGUUAGAUGGACUUGAGUAAUGGAAUGACUGUAAUUAACUCAUGUUUCUCUACUAUAACAAUGAUCAGUAGUGUGAAAGGUUGCUCAAAAUUUACUGACAAUGUAUUUCACAGGCAUAUAUAAAGAGUAUAAACUUUAACAUUUACUGACAAUGUAUUUCCUAUAUAUAUGUAUAAAGAGUAUAAACUUUUUUGCGCCUUUCUCAGGGUUGGCAAAGGGGAAGGAUUGAUUGUUAAGGGCUGUGGUUUUAUCCCUGUGUAAAGAAAUAGAUAAUUCUGAAUGAUACUAAAGCUGUGACCUUAAUCUGAGGUGCAAAACAUAAUGGCAAAGAGACUUUGGUGUUGCCAUCUUAUAAUCUGUUCAGACAGAAGAAAUCUAUAGCCUGGUUGAAGCAUCAAGCUCAAGCAAGUCAGAUGAAUCUCUUUUUAAAGCCUUGAAAGACACAGUUGUGUGCACACACUCUGAGCAGAAUACUACAUGGACAAAGCUUUCCACAGCCAUAGCCUGGGUGAAGCAUCAAGCUCAAGCAAGUCAGACAAGUCUCUUUAAAGCCUUGAAAGACACAUUUGUGUGCACACACUCUGAGCAGAAGAGUGCAUGGACAAAGCUUUCCAUCCCUGAGCUGUAAGUGCCAGACAGAAGACGCAGUACAGUGUGGAACCUGAUGCUGAUCCAUAAGCAAAUGACAAGUAGGUGUUUGGUGUCUUUGCAGAAGCUGGCAAGGAUGGUGCAGUGACUUAACCCUUUGUAACACAGUGCCAAGUGUCUAAGAUGGAAAUCAAGACAGCAGUUAAGGAGGUGGAAAUGAUCCAUAGAGAUAUUUUGGGCACUCUGUCUUUCAGAAGGACCGGCAGUAUUGUCACCAUCACCUGCCAUGUUAUAAAGAAAACAAUGCCUUUUAAAGCCGGAGAGAGGGAGGGAGAGGUGAUGCCCACAGCUGUUGGAGUCUCUGGCAAAGCAUUUGGUGCAGCUCUGGUUUCCUGGGGUUCCUAUGACACAUGUGUUCUUCAUUUAUUAGACAUGUUCUGUAAAGCAUGCUGACAAAUUGCUUCUAGGCACUUACAGAUGUUUUUCCUGAUUUGUGUUUGUACUUGGUAGCAGAACAUGUGAUAAAUUGACGUUAUAGAGUCAUAAUCUUGUAGCAUCUUAUCCCCACGCUGAUGGAAUUUCUGUCUGUGUGUCCUUCAGCCAAAGGAAGAAGCUAAGAAGCCUUCUGCAACUUGCAGAUGAACUCCAGAAGCUCCAACUGUGCUGAAGCAUUUUCUGGUUUGUAAAUCCUUAUCGAUGGGUCUUUAACAUCCUCCUUUCAGAGCCAUGCCUCUGGUCAAACACUGCACUUGCUUGGCAACUUGUUAAGAUACUAGAAAAUGUGACUCUCUUUCCUGUAGAGACAAAGUGACAAACUGGAAAGUAAUUCUAGCCUUCAAGGUAAAAGUCAAUAUUCAACAUGAA
Pogoniulus pusillus (Red-fronted tinkerbird) is the source of this 9349-nucleotide messenger RNA. It is a transcript of the gene PTPRQ, whose product is annotated as protein tyrosine phosphatase receptor type Q. Gene Ontology annotation, biological process: peptidyl-tyrosine dephosphorylation involved in inactivation of protein kinase activity. Gene Ontology annotation, molecular function: protein tyrosine phosphatase activity; protein binding. The transcript has 45 exons. The record is from RefSeq and is a predicted model, not a curated record. Lineage: Eukaryota; Metazoa; Chordata; Aves; Piciformes; Lybiidae. The coding region runs from base 1 to 6930 and encodes 2309 amino acids. Gene Ontology annotation, cellular component: signaling receptor complex.